This is a messenger RNA of Bacillus rossius redtenbacheri, 1112 nucleotides long. It is a transcript of the gene Vps60, whose product is annotated as charged multivesicular body protein 5. Bases 161 to 829 code for a protein of 222 amino acids. The record is from RefSeq and is a predicted model, not a curated record. Gene Ontology annotation, biological process: vesicle budding from membrane; late endosome to vacuole transport via multivesicular body sorting pathway. NCBI's taxonomy places the organism in Eukaryota, Metazoa, Arthropoda, Insecta, Phasmatodea, Bacillidae. The transcript is spliced from 5 exons. Gene Ontology annotation, cellular component: multivesicular body.
GUCAAAGGUUGGUACGGGUUGGUAUCCUGACACUAGAAAACAGGUUGGCGAACAUGAUUUCGCAGUACGCCAUAUUUGUUUCGUAAAAUUAAUUGUGUCGUCUGACAUUUACGUAGGAUAAAGGCGUAUCAUUUUGCUGUGUGAUUAUUGUUUGAUAAAAAUGAACAGGUUAUUUGGUCGAGGCAAACCAAAAGAACCACCACCACCAAUAACUGACUGUAUUGCAAGUGUUGACAGUAGAGCUGAUUCAAUAGAAAAGAAAAUAGCUCGACUCGAUGCAGAACUUAAAAAGCACAAGGACCAGUUGAAAAAAAUGAGAGAAGGGCCGGCCAAAAAUGCUGUGAAACAGAAAGCACUAAGGUUGUUGAAGCAAAGAAAAAUGUACGAGCAGCAGUCGGACAACCUGCGACAGCAGGCGUUCAACAUGGAGCAGGCCAACUACGCCCACCAGACGCUCAAGGACACCCACUCCACCGUGGAGGCCAUGCGGAGUGGCGUGAAGGAGAUGCAGAAGGAAUUCAAGAAGAUCAACAUCGACGAAAUCGACGACAUCCAGGACAACAUGGCGGACAUGCUGGAGCAGGCGGACGAGGUGCAGGACGCGCUGGGCCGCAGCUACGGCACCACGGACAUCGACGAGGAUGACCUGGAGGCGGAGCUGGACGCCCUGGGCGACGAGAUGGCCGAGCAGCUGGACGACGACAGCUACCUGGACGACGUGGUGCGGGCCCCCAGCGCCCCCGACAAGGAGCCGGGCGCAGACAGCGUCCGCAACAAGGACGGAGUCUUGGUGGAUGAAUUUGGCCUCCCACAGAUACCACACUCGUAACCUCGCCACAUCUGUUUACCCUGCAUAUAUUCAUGCUUGCAUUAUUUUGUACUCUGCUUAUUGUCCACAUCUUGUCAUAAGUUUUUUUUUAAGUUGAGCAGUAUUUUGUUGUCUCAUGUUAAUCAUAGCUUUUGUUGUGCAAGAUGGUUGAAAUGCUUGUGAGAUUUUAUAUGCUAAUAAUGUAAUUAAUUAUAUGCAGAAAAAUUGUUUUGUAAAUAUUUGUAACAUUUUAAGUUGUAGAGUAAUAAAGGUAUUGUUGAUGAGAAGGUCACUAUCAUACAAA